This is a messenger RNA of Penaeus indicus, 3773 nucleotides long. RefSeq names its product Na(+)/citrate cotransporter-like. Gene Ontology annotation, cellular component: membrane. Gene Ontology annotation, biological process: citrate transport; transmembrane transport. The coding region runs from base 1677 to 3545 and encodes 622 amino acids. Lineage: Eukaryota; Metazoa; Arthropoda; Malacostraca; Decapoda; Penaeidae. Gene Ontology annotation, molecular function: citrate transmembrane transporter activity; succinate transmembrane transporter activity. The record is from RefSeq and is a predicted model, not a curated record. The transcript is spliced from 11 exons.
GGCUGACUACUGGUUUAUCUGAUGCGCCGUAGUCGGGAAAACAAUAGAUUUCAAGGUCGCGCAGUGUGACUACUUUCGAACAGGAAGUUACUCCAGUCAGAGAUUGUCGUCCAGUCACUCCUUCCCUUUGAUAUCUGUUGCCGUAGCAUACCAUCUGCCACAUUUGAUCAGAUCAGUAUUUAUUUGUUGCUAAUGAAUAACGAACGUGUAGCUAUGCUAGAGACCAGGAAAAAUCUAGACAGGAAAACGCAUUCGAAACAUCCGGUGUGUGGUCGCUUUGUUUUCUUUUUCCAUUUUGUCCUUGGGUUAAAUGGCAUUUGACGCAUAGUUCCCUUUCCUCCAAUGUCUAAUAAACACAAUGACUUCCCAUCCUUCGGUCAGUCCUUCCCGCUGUAGGUCGGCGUCCCACGUCAGCCUUCGACUCUGUCCCAGGACCGAAAGGUUCCUCCGGCCGGUGAAUUUGCUUCUUCCUUCAAUUGCCCUCUUGUGCCCAGCUGCGUCGCUGAACGGAGCUGAACUCGGCUCUACACAGAGCCAGUUAAACUCUUCUUCAACACACGAACUCCCCUCCGCCUGCUGCCCAGAGGAUAUUGAUGAUAAAUGGCGCCGUUCUGCUUGUUGAUGUGAGAAGCAAGUAUUUCAUUGUUAUUUUUUCAUCUUCCACUGAUUUCUAAAAAAGGAAAGAACAAAUGGGUUCAUAUAAAUGAGAUUUAGAAAUCUACCUGGAGGAAGCUACAAUACAAUAUCCUAAAGCUCUUACUACGAAUAGACCUAGUGCUUUCAUGCAGCGACGCGCCGCAUUGGUGAAGCAGGAUGAAGCAAUGUUUGCUUUUGAAAGGUCCGUAGCUGCAUUGUUCUCGGGGUAAAGGGAGAGCGGGGAAAGGGUUUUAGAAUGGGACAGAGGGAGGGGACUGAAGUAGGCGCGUAGGCAGACAGUGACAAGGUAAUAACAGUAGAAGAAUUGGAAGGCAUAUGCUAUAUUGAAGAUUCAUUCAUGUCACCCACUUAUCUUAUGGAAAGAGCAAGAUGUAUUCACUGUCGAGAAUAAAGCCGGACUGAUAGACAAGGGGCAUGUGCUGGGCGAGAGAAGGCCGUACCUUAAAUACCUGUAAGAUGCUGAGCUUGCAUCAUACAAGUCAAGUGACCCUGACAUUAAAGACCAAUAAAGAUCUCUUUAAGUCCACGUACCGUUUAUUAUAUAUGAUUCUAGACAUUUUGCAAGUGGAUAUUCUAAGUAUUGUACCGUCUCAAGUAAAAGGUUGCGCUCAGACUGACGGUUUACGACAGCUCAUUUUUACAGACAUAUUACAAAUUAACGUGUAAUUAAACACAUGCAUCAACACAUAAACCACCGGUAAAUAAUAUGGUUAGACUUAAAUGAAUCUUGUACAUCACGCGACAGAAUUCCAAUAUCAGGGGAUUUAAACUUUCUUGUACGUGCUCAAAACUAACAAACUCCUUUAUGUACGUUUUUUGUGAAUUAGGUAAUACCUGAACAAGAAAUACAUGUGGUCAGUAUUGCAAUACAAUGUACAACAGAAGCGAACGGAAGUCAUAACUUUAGCGAACAGCUGUUUCCGGAAUAUGAUUCUUGGAAUAUAGAAGUGACACAUUACUAAACAAUAAGAACAAUAAGCGAACAAGAGCAGUCAAGCUCAAGUCUCUACCACGCCAAAAUGACAUUUUUGAAGACAGUGGCACCGCAAUGGCGCGCCUUCGUCAUCGUCCUCACGCCAAUCCUGCUCGGAAUUUUUCCUCUUCUCAUUCCGACGCCGGAAGCGAGAUGCGGGUACGUCAUCCUCGUCAUGGCCGUGUACUGGAUGACGGAAGCGAUCCCCCUGGCCGUCACCGCCCUCAUUCCAGUGUUCGCGUUCCCGCUGCUGGGGAUCCUGUCGACGGGGAAGGUGUGCCUCGUCUACAUGAAGGAGACCAAUAUGAUGUUCCUGGGGGGCCUCACGGUCGCCAUAGCCGUGGAGCACUGCAAUCUGCACAAGAGGAUUGCGCUCUUUGUCAUCUUGCAUAUUGGUCAAAGUCCGCGACGGCUGAUGGCAGGCUUUAUGCUGACAACCAUGUUCCUCUCCAUGUGGAUAUCGAACACGGCUUCCACGGCGAUGAUGGUGCCUAUUGUGGACGCCAUUCUGGUUGAGUUAUAUUCGUCCCGCGACAAGGACGGGGAGGGAAGAGAGCCGGCUGGUGACCUGAGCGUGGCUCCGCAGCACCAGAGCCAGAUGGAACUCGUCACCACCAACGGCAAAUCAGGCCAGAGCCAGGAAGUCAGAGAGCUGGCAGUCAUACAGGAGAAGGACCAGCAGGAGGACGUGCAACUAAAAGCAGAGAAAGGACAAGAACAAGUGCAGCAGGAACAGAAGCCGAAAGAGGAGCAGGAGCGGAUUCCGAUUGAGGACGAAGCUGCUGUGCUCCUGACGACGUCGCAAAGACCGGAACGCAUGCAGCCCAUCUUCUGCAUGUCCUACCUCGGCCUCGCCUACGCGGCCAACGUCGGCGGCACGGGCGUUGUGACCGGCACCGGGCCUAACCUCGUCUUGCUCAGCACCCUGAAGAGCUCCUUUUCCGAGCCCACCGGCCUCAACUUCGCGACGUGGAUGGCCUUCAACGUGCCCGGGAUGCUGGUGUGCGUGCUGCUGGCGUGGCUGUGGCUCCAGUUCCUCUUCAUGGGCCUCUGCGGGCGCAAGAGCACCAUUCAGCAGACAACCCCCGAGCGAGAGGCCGCCGUGAAGCGCCUCAUUAGGGAGAAAUACCGCCAGCUCGGACCCAUGACUCACCACGAGGCCACGGUCCUCACGCUCUUCGUCGUCCUCGUGUUCCUGUGGCUCUUUCGCGCGCCCGAGUUCGUCCCCGGUUGGUCCAAGUGGUUCAGCGCCGCCUUCGGGGAGGACCUAGAAGUCGAUGACGCUACGCCCGCGAUGUUAAUUGUGUUCCUGCUCUUCGUUCUUCCCGCCAAACUCAACUUCUGGUGCUUCAGGGACCCUAACGCGCCGCCCACCUCCUCCCCCGCCUGCAUGACGUGGGACGUCGUGCAGAAGAAGAUCCCAUGGGGCGUCGUCCUUCUACUGGGCGGAGGCUUCGCCAUGGCAGAGGCGUCGAAGGUGUCUGGACUGUCCGAAUGGCUGGGGGAGCAGCUACGGUACUUCGACGUGAUGCCCAAGGAAGCCAUCGUCUUCAUCGUCUGCCUCAUGACGGCCAUGCUGACUGAGGUGGCGUCCAACACAGCCACGGCGUCCAUUCUCCUUCCAGUCCUGAAGGAACUUGCUCUGAACAUACAGGUGAACCCGCUGUACCUGAUGCUGCCGGCCGCCGUGUGCUGCUCGUACGCCUUCAUGCUGCCCGUCGCCACGCCGCCCAACGCCAUCGUCUUCUCCGCCGCCAACAUGAGGAGCCAGGACAUGAUGAAAGCCGGUUUCGCCAUGAAUGUGAUUUGUGUUCUGGUCAUUACGAUCAUGAUCAACACGCUCGGAGUGGCGCUUUUCGACCUUCAGAACAUGCCUUCUUGGGCCAACUCGACUAUCCCUAACAAUCCCGCGUGAGGCUCGAAUCUCGGGGUAGCAUUGUAAGAAAGAAGUUUAGAUUCUCUCCAUCUCUCUCUCUCUCUAUCUAUCUAUCUAUCCAUCUAUCUAUCUAUCUCCCCCUCUUUCUCUCCCCCCCCCCCUCUCUCACUUUCUCCCGCUCUCUCCUUUCUCUCUGUGAGUCUCUGCCUCUGUCUCUCUCCCUCUCUCUCUCUGUCUCUUUCUCUCUCUCUCUCUCUCUAUCUCUCU